This is a messenger RNA of Chaetomium globosum CBS 148.51, 771 nucleotides long. RefSeq lists its product as uncharacterized. Gene Ontology annotation, molecular function: oxidoreductase activity, acting on the CH-OH group of donors, NAD or NADP as acceptor. Bases 1 to 771 code for a protein of 256 amino acids. The record is from RefSeq and is a predicted model, not a curated record. The transcript is spliced from 4 exons. NCBI's taxonomy places the organism in Eukaryota, Fungi, Ascomycota, Sordariomycetes, Sordariales, Chaetomiaceae.
AUGUUCUCCCUUGAAGGCCACACUGCACUCAUCACAGGCGGCACUCGUGGCAUUGGCAAGGCCGUCGCCAUUGGUCUCGCCGAAGCCGGAGCCGACAUCCUCCUCGUGCAGAGAGAUGAGUCCUCCACCGACACCCUCAAUGCCGUCCAGGCCCUAGGUCGCACCGCUCGCAUCUACACAGCAGACCUGAGCUCGGCCGACGACGUCGCGAAGCUGGUGCCGCGGAUCCUUGCCGACGGCCACCAGAUCCGCAUCCUCGUCAACUGCGCCGGCAUCCAGCGCCGACACCCCUGCGAGAAGUUUCCCGACUCCGACUUCAACCAGGUCCUCCAAGUCAACCUCAACAGCGUCUUCACCCUUUGCCGCGACAUCGGCGCGCACAUGCUGGAGCUAGACCCCUCGGCCGUGACCGGGCGCAGGGGAUCCAUCAUCAACUUCGCCUCCCUCCUGACCUUCCAGGGCGGCCUGACCGUGCCCGCCUACGCGGCCUCCAAGGGCGCCGUCGGGCAGCUCACUAAGAGCUUUGCCAACGAGUGGACCGCCCGGGGCAUCACCGUCAACGCCAUCGCCCCCGGCUACAUCGAGACUGACAUGAACACGGCACUGCUGAACGACCCGGAGAGGUUGGCCAGUAUCAGCGCGAGGAUACCGGCUGGGAGGUGGGGGAGCCCCGAGGACUUUAAGGGCACCGCCGUCUACCUUGCAAGCAAAGCCAGCGCAUACGUGAGCGGCCACGUACUUGUGGUGGAUGGUGGGUGGAUGGGACGGUGA